CUUCCGCUUUUGCAGUGUUUGACUUUCACCGUGACGCGUUGACUCGCCUCGUCGGAGCUUCUGGAGCCAGGAUGUGUUGUACGGGGAAGUGUGCCCGCUUGGUGGGCCUGAUCCUUCUGCCUUCGGCGUUCGUCUGCAUGAUCGCCAACCUGCUGCUCUUCUUUCCCGACGGCAAACGUCUGGAGAAUGAUCAGAUCUCUCUGCAGGUCUGGCUGAUGGGGGGUCUCAUCGGAGGAGGCCUCUUUAUGCUGUGCCCGAGCUGCUCCGCUAUCAGGGCCGGGGGCAAGGGUUGCUGCGGAAAGGGUUGCUGCGGCAACCGCUGCCGGAUGUUGAACUCGGUCUUCUCGUCGGCUUUCGGUGUGGUGGGCGCCAUCUACUGCAGCAGCGUGGCCUCGGCCGGGCUGGCCAUCGGACCCAAGUGUCGCGUGGUGGGAGAUGUCUGGACGUACCCUUUCGAGGAUCUCGGAACGGGAAGUGGGAGCUACCUGGUCAACCAAACUUUAUGGGACAUGUGCGAGUACCCCAAGAAUGCCGUCAUGUGGCAUGUGGUUCUCUUCUCCAUCCUGUUGUCCAUGGCUGUCCUCCAGCUGGUACUGUGCGGUAUUCAAGUGGUCAACGGAUGCCUGGGCUGCAUCUGCGGGGAUUGCCGAGACAGCAAGGAUGACGAAAGCGGCUUGUGAAAUCCAAUGGAAUUCUCUCACUUGACCAUAUAUCGGCCGGCCGAUCUCUAUUACUGACCGUCACAAAACUCCUCCGGAAAUUGUGUUUUCUUCUCGUCUUGUAAUAUACUGCUUCAACUGUCACAAUCAAUGUACCGCAACGUUCUGAUUAAAUACACAUAAAAAAAAUCCAAACGUGAUGAAU
Molecule: messenger RNA, 864 nt
Organism: Corythoichthys intestinalis (scribbled pipefish)
Lineage: Eukaryota; Metazoa; Chordata; Actinopteri; Syngnathiformes; Syngnathidae
Gene: tm4sf5
Product: transmembrane 4 L six family member 5
Exons: 5
Coding region: 72-680 (202 amino acids)
Cellular component (GO): membrane
Source: RefSeq, a predicted model, not a curated record